GUUUGUGGAGUGCACAUCGCCUUGUGAAAAUGGACAGCUCAAGUGAGUUUUCCAGUGAAACUAAUCCAUACCAUGACUCCGAUAAUUAGGAUAUGGACCCAGAUAAUGUAUUGGAAAGUGAGAGUGGCAACAAAAAUGGCAGAAAGUGUUUUAUUAAAUCAUUAAGUAAUGCCUAUUCUGUUACUGACCAACAUGCUUUGAACGACGAUAAGGAACAAGAUGAAGAAAUAAAUAAAGCUAGUACGUCAGGUAUAAAUCAGACACCUAUCUCGAAGCAUGUUACUGCAGGCGACAACUCGAGCAGCUCAACUGAGGAAGAUGAACCUGCAGAAAAGCCUCUAAUAAAAGAGGGUAAAAAACGUCAGCGCACUCCUCAAGCAUGGAAAAGAAAUAUAAGAAAGUUGGAAAGGAAUUCUGGCAAAGAAUAUAAAAGUAGUGGAGGUAAAACUAUUGAAGCAAAACAGCAGGGAUUCAGAUGUGAUUGUCGUAAGAAGUGUUUCGAAAAAUUCACGGAAAUGGAAAAAGAUGCAAUAUUUACAGAGUUUUAUGCAAUGGCAGAUAAGAACAUUCAGGAUAGUUACUUAGCAGCGCUCAUAGAUGUAAAAAAAGUCUCCAGAAGGAGGAAAACUAGCGUGGGUGAAAAAAAAAGAUAUUCUUAUGGUUAUAGUAUUCAAAUCUCUUCAAAAACUGAAAAAGUGUGCUGCACAGCAUUUUGUAACUUGCAUGCGAUUCACAGAUCACGAGUAACAAGAAUUUCACAGUCAAGAGUUUCUGGUCUGCUGCUUCAAAAGGAUUCCCGUGGUAAGCACCAUAACCGACCAAACAAAUUACCGGAAAAUGUUGUAGCACAGAUUGAGGACCAUAUAAACAGUUUUCCAGCACGUGAAUCACACUAUUCACGAAAUGAAAAUAAAAAGAAGUACCUAUCAGCAGAGUUGAAUGUCCGCAAAAUGCAUGAACUUUAUUUGCAAAAAUACGAACCUGAACAGUACAGCCUGAUAGAAAGCCAUGAAAACGCGAAACCUAAAGUAACUACUAUUAUAGGUAUUUUACAGAACAUUUUAAUUUGUCAUUCGGAUAUCCGCGUUCGGACACUUGUGCUACUUGUGACCUACUGAAAAUACAACUUAAUGCCGCUUCUACGGAUGAACUUAAGCAGCAACUAAAAGUUCAAAAAGAUGUUCAUCUUCGGAAAGCUCAAGCUUUCUACGACGAUUUGAAAGAAAAAACUGAAAUGGCACGAACUAACGAAACUGUGGAGACUAUUUGCUUCGAUUACCAGCAAAAUUUGCUUGUUCCGGUGUUGACUACAGGGGACAUAUUUUAUGCUAGGCAGAUUUGGGUAUAUAAUCAGCUUUUCUACUCUUGUUCCAAUAACAAAUCGGUUAGUUAUAUGUUUGACGAAACUGUAGCGAAGAAAGGCUCUAUAGAAUCAGUAUCCUUUUUGUGGCAUUUCAUUAACAAAUAUAUAAGCAGGUCAGUUACCGUUUUGCAUAUCUUUACAGACAACUGUGGGGGGCAAAAUAAAAAUGGGGCAAUGGUCCACUUUCUGUCAACUUUAGUCAACAACGGAAGAUUUUCUAAAAUAGUGCAUCAUUUGCCAGAGCCAGGUCAUAGCUUUUUGCCAUGUGACCGAGAUUUUGCACAAAUUGAAAAAAAGAAACGUAAAAAAGAACUUUUGUAUUUGCCUGAAGAAUGGUAUUCGUUAGUAGAAAACUGUGGUAAGAAGUUUACCGUUGAAAGAGUAACACACUAUAUGGUGUUUGAUUUUAAAACAUAUCUCGAGCCUUUUUUUAAAAAAACUUCUGUGGUUAAAAAACAACCAUUUACAUUAUCGAAAUAUACAGGAUUCUUUAUAUAUGAUUCUACAUUCCGAGAAUAUUUCAGUAUCUCAAACACAUAAUCCUGCCAUUACAAUCUCAUAUCCCUUAAAUAAAUGCGCAGGUACCCCUAUUGACCUAAACAGAGCUCCUCUAGCAUAUAACAAGAAGCUACCACUGAAAGCAGCUAAAUACGAUAGCAUUAUGCCAUUAGUGAGAAAAUAUGUGCCCCCCAUUUGACAAACAUUUUAUGAUACGAUCGAAAGGACAGAUGGGGAUUCUGAUUAGAGCUUAUUCAGACUGUACUAUUUCGUUUGAUUAUUUCUUUGGGUUACCUACUAAAGUGAUGUAUGCACUUUUUUUAUUGAUUAGUUCGAUAUACCUUAUUCAGACUGUUCUGUUUCGUUUGAUUGUCGUUUAAAUUAUUUAUUUACGUUACUUGAGUGUUAGUAUGCACUUUGUUUAUUGAUUAGUUCUACUAUAUUAUACCCAAUAAAGAAGUUUAUUUUUGAAAAAUAAUA
This is a messenger RNA of Acanthoscelides obtectus, 2341 nucleotides long. The record is from the annotation of a GenBank genome assembly. Lineage: Eukaryota; Metazoa; Arthropoda; Insecta; Coleoptera; Chrysomelidae.